This is a messenger RNA of Portunus trituberculatus (swimming crab), 1149 nucleotides long. RefSeq lists its product as uncharacterized. The record is from RefSeq and is a predicted model, not a curated record. The transcript is spliced from 2 exons. The coding region runs from base 2 to 1012 and encodes 336 amino acids. NCBI's taxonomy places the organism in Eukaryota, Metazoa, Arthropoda, Malacostraca, Decapoda, Portunidae.
GAUGGCCAGCUUCGAUGUGAAGGCUCUCUUCACGAACGUACCAGUGGUUGGGGCAAUGAAAGCGGUGCAGAAAGUAAUCGAAAGUGUUAGUGAAAGUGAAUUACCAGUGAACAAGACGGAUUACAUAAAACUAGUGUCUCUGUGUGUGAAGUUUGGGUGCUUUACGUUCGAUGAUGAGGAGUUUGUGCAACACAGAGGUUUAGCCAUGGGUUCCCCCCUAAGUGCAGUUAUGGCUUCCCUCUACAUGGAGUUACUCGAAAGCGAGAGUUUAGUGCGUGUAAUGGGGAGCGAAUCACUGUGGUUUCGUUACGUUGAUGACAUUAUAGUAAUAAUGCCGACAGACACCAACGUUAACGACAAACUCUGUAAGCUCAACGAAGUAAAUGAGCACAUACAGUUUACAGUGGAGGAGGAAGUUAAUGGUGUGUUGCCGUUUCUAGAUACCGUGAUUCACCGAAAAAAUGAAAGAGCGAUAUUUUCCGUAUACAGAAAACCCACUAACAAGGAUGAUUUUGUCCACUUCUUUUCACGGCACGAUAUGAAAACCAAAUCAGGCAUAGUAAUAGGGUUCUUCUUACGUGCCUUCAGAGUGUGCAGUGAUGAAUUCUUACACGAUGAGUGCGCAUACAUCGUGGAAGCAUUCAAGAGGUUAAUGUAUCCACCAGGCAUGCUCCUAAAACUGAGGAGGAAAGCAGAAGAAAUUUGGAAAAGAAGAGAAAAUCCAGCAAGAAGGGAAGAGGAUUUCCUGGUCGUGCCGUACUCGAAGAGGACGGCACCGGUAUCCCGUCUACUCGCGAGGACUGGCCUGAGGAUAAUCCACUGCGCGGGGAAGAAAACAAAGGACAUCGUUACCAACAACCCUCCACGAGCAGAAAACGAGGACAGCGUUAUCUACAAGAUACCGUGCAGUGGAUGUUCGUCGUCUUAUAUUGGCGAAACAGGGCGAGGACUGAAGAAGAGGAUAUACGAACAUAAAAUGACAUGCGCCACCACAGGACCUCUAACUCGCUAGUGGUGCACGCCCGGGACAAAGGCCACCUACCAAACUGGGUAGGAGCGACGACCCUACGCAAAGGACUGAAGAAGAGGAUAUAUGAACAUAAAAAUGACAUGCGCCACCACAGGACCUCUAACUUUCUAGUGGUGCAC